CGGGCACAGCGGCGGCGGCGCCAUGAGGCCCGGGCAGGGGCACCGAGAUGUGCAGAGGAGUGAAUGCCCCAUGUUGUGUUAGUGCCUGUCUGCCAUGCUGGCCUGUCUGCCAGGACCAGGUGACCUCUCCUUUCAGCUUCUUUCUUACACGCAGAUGAACACUGGACUUCAGAAAUGGGACACUACACAGAAAAUGAGAUCUGCACAGUAUCCUACCCCAGCAGAAUUGGAUGCUUAUGCUAAGAAGGUCGCCAACAAUCCACUGACUAUAAAAAUUUUUCCAAACAGUGUCAAGGUUCCCCAGAGGAAACACAUACGCCGUACUGUGAACGGACUUGAUACUUCGGGCCAGAGGUACAGUCCCUACCCGUCUCAGGCCACCACCAAAACGGGCCUCCUGGCGAUAGUCAAAUCCCCAGCGAAAGGAAUCAUCAAGGACUUUGACGGGACGCGCACGCGCCUGCUGCCGGAAGCAAUGAUGAAUCCCCCUUCCACCCCCUACCUUGCACCGAGCACUUUAACCCACCCCCAGGCGCUUGCUCGCCAGCAGGCUCUCCAGCAUGCACAGACUUUGCCGCACCCCCAGAGCAUCCCGCAGCCCCAGGCUCUGCAGCACCCUCAGGGUAUCCCACAGCCACAAAGCUUACCGCACCCUCAGGGGAUCCCGCAGCCCCAGGCGCUGCCGCACCCUCAGAAUAUGCAGCAGCCGCAGGGCCUGCAGCACCCUCAGCCCAUGGCACACCAGCCUCUGCAGCACCCCCCCAACCCGCUGCUGCAGCCGGGUUUGCAUGGAAGCAGAAAGAUGCCGGAUGCAGACGCGCCGCCGAAUGUGACCGUGUCUACCUCAACCAUUCCCCUCUCUAUGGCUGCCACCCUGCAGCAGAACCAGCCACCGGACCUGAGCAGCAUUGUGCACCAGAUUAACCAGUUCUGCCAGGCCAGAGCUGGCAUUAGCACUACCUCAGUGUGUGAGGGACAGAUUGCAAACCCCAGCCCUAUAAGUCGCAACCUGCUUAUCAAUGCAAGUACCAGGGUAUCUACUCACAAUGUCCCUACACCCAUGCCUUCCUGUGUAGUAAACCCUGUAGAUCAUGCUGCUGCUGCUAUUCCUCCUGCCUCUGUUAAUGUGCCCAUGGUGAAUAUCAACAGGGUGCCGCCCGCCUACCAGAACGAAAUCAAAUCGGUGGCGUGGAACCAGCACCAGCUCGCGCAUCUGCAGCAAAUGUGUGGAGAUGCUGCUGGGCCUGCUGGACUCGCAGGGAAGCACCCUCAGAGGGAGAUCGCAGGGCAGAGUUUUCCUGGCAAAACAUCCAACUACCCUCAAGAACUGUGCAUGGGCCAGUCAUUCACCUUGAAGCCCCCCAUCGAGAAGCCGACGCCUUCUCCACCCGUGAACGGGUUGCAGGGACCCUUGCCAUAUACCAAUGGGCACUAUUUCCAGCCCAUCUGGAAUAACAUCCUGCCCACACCCAACAGUGACAGCUCUGGGUCCCAGGACCUCGCCAUGCCUUUCCACGGGGGACAACAGGCAGGAGCACCGCUAGAUUGUGCAGGAGGAACUCAUUACAGAGCUGGAGCUGGCCCAUCCAGCCAGAAUAAUGUGAUGCAGACCAUGGAUUACCUAAGUGGGGACUUCCAGCAGUCCUGCUUCAGAGAUCAGAGCAUGGCCGUGCUGGGGAAAGUCCAUCGGCCUCCCAUGAACCGAGCACCUGAACCAACCGAUAGUCGAAAUCUUCAUAUUCAACACCCAGGGUAUAGAUAGGCUGCAGUCACUUUCACAGACAAAAAUUAUAGGUUUAGUCUUAAUUUUAAUUAAUAAGCAAGGCAUUUUUAACUUGCAAACUUGUGUGAUCAUUAUAGUAACCGUUGGAAGAAGACAUACUGUAUAUUUAAAAGCUUUGCUUUACAUGUUCUCUAUCUCCUUUCUGCCUCAGAUACUUGACAUGCCUUUUGUUUCCAAGAAUUUCAUUACACUACUUCACGCCACAGCUGUUUCCUCACCGCAGAACCCCCUUUGUGCAGCUUUUGCUUUCUGCUCAGUAGCUCCUUGCUGGACUGAUGUUGAGUUGCUGCAGGGUUUGGCAGUUGCAUCUGUUCACCAGCUCCGUGAAGAGCGAGGUAGCGGAGCUGCUUAAAUUUCCAUCUCCGUUUCCUCUGAAGAUUAAGAGCAACAGAAUUGUCAGGAAGCAGGGCUUAUUUUCAACUCGAAAGCCCAUUUCAUUAAUGCAUUAAACACUGACCAUUUGCACUGUCUAGAGGCCUAUUUAAUUGAAAACGAAGCCUGUGUUUGAAAGAGCCAGCUAGGGGUGUGUAUUUAGGCAUUAACACAGGAAGAAGCUUCUCAGCUGUUUCUUGCUGAGACUCCCGCAUUUCUUGGUCUAGACUUUUUCCAAAGCCAAAAAUCUCUGGCUGAUUUUUCUGACACUUUGUUUGUUUGCAGACAGGGUAUGGAGGAGGAGGGAGCGGUGGCUUUAGGAUGUAGGCAGCAGAGCUGCCCUCAGGAGCUGCCUUUUCUCUGCAUCGUGUUUCCCUUCCCCGCUCCCCUUUCGCCAGCCUAAGAGCCAACCUGGUGUGAACCUCUCGCUGCUAGGAGUCUGGCCAUCCUGACCUGAAGGGAAUCCAGACCCACUGACAACUCCAAAAAAAGGGUUCAGCCACUUCUCGGGUAGCUAGAAUUUAAUUUCAGGGCGAGGAGACGUACCUGGAGCUCGUCUCCGGUGCAAUGAGCGGGUGGGGGGGCGGCAGGGCACCGUCCCCCCCCGGCAGCAGUCCCCACGGGACAGGAGGUGGGUUGAUCUGAAGCAAAGCUCCGCUCACGAGCCACUGUGGGACCAACAGGCCCAAAUUCCUCUCCCAUCAAAACACCACAGCGGAUUUAAUGGAACAAUUCUCCUCUCUGGGAAUUAGCAAAGGUAUUUAUAACAUCUCUUUUUCCCAGGGUCGUGGUGCCUAACUCCUUCUGAUCCUUUCCCACGUCACUUCCAGCAGCCAGUGGGGACAGUGACCGUAGGACACUAACUGUUGGGUAACCUCAGCCUCUUGUUCUCCUCAGUGAACCAAAACAGACCUUUCCUUUCUAACAGUCAAGUUUCUUUAAAGUAUAAAAUUUCUCAUCUCCAUUAACAAGACUAAUACUUGAACAAUAAUGAUCACAACCAAGUUUGGAAAUUAAAAAAAAAAAAAAAAAACACAAAAAAAACCCAAACCCAACUAAUUAAAAAAAAAAAAAGCAUUGAUUCUUUAUAUGUACACUGGCUAAAAAUAUUGCUCUACACUGUAACUUUUAAGUGUAAUAUUUCUGUAUGAAUGUCUCCUGGUAGUGUGGGUUUGAGUAGCAUUGUGUAUGGGUGAACCCACUGGCCUCUGCCAUCCAUUGGCCUCCCUCACAGCCCUUUUGACAAACAAAGCCUUAAGUAUUUGCUCCUUGAAUUUUUCCUUAACGAGCAUGGUUUAAAAAAAAUCUUAAAAAAAGACAUCAUACAAAAUUUAAAAAAGGAAAAAAAAGACAAAAAAAAAAAGAAGAAAAAAAUAACACGUUUUGAAGUGACGUCAUAGUUGGCUAGAGAUUCUUAAAAGUUUUUCGUAAAUGGAAAGAUUAGAAGACAUUUAUUUGUAUUUUUUUAAUUUAGACGUGUAGUCCUGGGCUGUAACAAAUAUUUAGGUUUCAAAGCUUAGCAGAGUACGUUUUCUGACUCCUUAGUACACUUAAUGUCAUUAUUUAAAUUCUUUUUAAGUGUACUAUAAACCGUUCUUUAGUGGUAACUCUUUAGCAAGGUUAAGCAAUUUGACUAAAGACGGAUUAAAUUAUGUGUUGGCUUGUGUUGCCUUAUAUUUAAAAAAGGAAAAAUUGCCUGAUUGUGUUAUGCCAAAUGAUAGCAACAUGAAGUCCUAAUUUAUUGUUUAUAAUCGUAUUCCUGCAGUCUUUGUGAAAACUGGUAAAUAUACAUCUAUGAAAGAACUAAAACCCUGAGGCUUUUCAUGCAAUAUUUUUCUGAAUCCCAUUAUACUGGAAGCCAAGGUUUGAGUCUGAAGCUGCUCCCUCCCAGUCUCCCCUGUCUGCCCCAUCCUUCUCCCCCAGACCGAUCUAGGGCUGUGCUGACUUUAACCUCUCCUGCAAAGUUAGUCACUGUAAGGUGUUCUGCUACCUGAAUACAGACCUUUUUACUAAAUAAAACAUUGGCGUCUCCUCUGUUCCGUAGCCUGCUACUCAUCUCAACCCAGACUGUUAUUAAAAGUGAUCUCUUUUCUUUUUU
Messenger RNA from Apus apus (common swift), 4253 nucleotides. RefSeq names its product family with sequence similarity 222 member B (gene FAM222B). The record is from RefSeq and is a predicted model, not a curated record. Bases 95 to 1762 code for a protein of 555 amino acids. The transcript is spliced from 3 exons. Lineage: Eukaryota; Metazoa; Chordata; Aves; Apodiformes; Apodidae.